AUGGAUGAGGCCGAGUCCGGCGAUGCUGGUCAGAGAGACAGAUGGGCCAAGUACAUGCGGUACGGGGCUCGUCAAGAUCAACUGGCCGCCACUGUGGCGCCGACCGUCAUCGUUCUAGAGUCGGACGAGGACGAAGAAGUGGUGGAGGUGGUGAUAGAGCGUCGCCUCAAGCGUCAACUAGGAGGUCUCUCUCUCUCUCUCCAAAAAAAAGGAGGUCUCGAUUUACCUGCUCUGACCCUCCAAAGCCCAACGCCGGAGCCGUCCGCCCGUGGUAGGACAAAGGAGAUGUCGUCGGCGGCGCAGCAGCUGCCGCGGACGGAGUCGCGGACGCUGUCGGGGCACGAGGGCGCGGUGCUCGCCGUUCGCUUCAACCACGACGGCAAGUACUGCCUGAGCUGCGGCAAGGACCGCACCGUCCGCCUCUGGAACCCCCACACCGGCGCCCACGUCAAGACCUAUAAAUCCCACGGUCGCGAGGUUCGCGACGUGAACGCGUCCUCGGACAACGCCAAGCUGGUGUCGUGCGGCGGGGACAAGCAGAUCUUCUACUGGGAUGUUGCCUCCGGCAAAGUCAUCCGCAAGUUCCGCGGCCACAACAGCGAGGUCAAUUCAGUGAAGUUUAAUGAGCACAACACUGUUGUACUGUCAGCUGGUUAUGAUCUUUCGGUGCGUGCAUUUGACUGCAGGUCACAGAGCAGUGAUCCGAUUCAGACAAUUGAUACUUUUCAAGACAGUGUAAUGUCAGUUAAUGUAACCAACACCGAAAUAAUUGCUGGCAGUGUUGAUGGUACUGUCCGAACAUUUGAUAUUCGCAUGGGCAGGGAGACUGUCGAUAACCUGGGUCAUCCUGUCAACUGUAUAUCUUUGUCGAAUGACCGCAAUUGCCUCUUGGCUAACUGUUUGGAUUCUACCGUGAGGCUUCUUGACAAGAACUCUGGGGAAAUGUUACAAGAGUACAAGGGCCAUAUAUGCAAGUCCUUCAAGAUGGAUUGCUGCCUGACCAAUGAUGAUGCAUUUGUUAUCGGCGGAUCCGAGGACGGGUUUGUUUUCUUCUGGGAGUUAGUGGAUGCACCUAUUGUUGCGACUUUCCGAGCACAUAGCUCUGUGGUUACCAGCGUCACUUAUCACCCAACAAAGACCUGCAUGUUGACGUCAUCUGUCGAUGGGACCAUUCGUGUUUGGACCUGAAGAUAGAAAUUGCUGAUGUGUGUUAUCUCUACUGAUGCGCCUAUGACAGUGUUCUUCGUAUCAUCCAUCUACUCCCUCUGUCCGGAAAUACUUGUCAUUGAAAUGGAUGUAUCUAGAUGUAUUUUAGUUCUAGAUACAUCCAUUUUCAUCCAUUUUGAUGACAAGUAAUUCCGGACGGAGGGAGUAUGUAGUUUCAAGGACUCAGAAGCAUAAUGUGUACUACUCCAUGUGACAUGCUGACAUGAGAACAGACUCAAGGAUUCAGAUGCGCAAUCCCUUUUUGAGAAACGUUGUUGCUACUAUGUUGUACUGACUCCAUGGAUAUGUAGUAUAUAUCUUUACCUCUUUAUCUU
Messenger RNA from Triticum aestivum (bread wheat), 1541 nucleotides. RefSeq names its product WD repeat domain-containing protein 83. The record is from RefSeq and is a predicted model, not a curated record. Lineage: Eukaryota; Viridiplantae; Streptophyta; Magnoliopsida; Poales; Poaceae. The transcript has 9 exons. Gene Ontology annotation, biological process: mRNA splicing, via spliceosome. Gene Ontology annotation, molecular function: protein binding. The coding region runs from base 1 to 1188 and encodes 395 amino acids. Gene Ontology annotation, cellular component: catalytic step 2 spliceosome.